AUGGCGGAUGGCGAAGUUCACGCGUACGAUGCGAUGGGCACAUUUGUUCAGAGACUACAUAUGGUUUGCUUGGAAAAUGUGGAACUCGAAGCAGCACUGAACAAAGAUUUGCGUCGUGACACAAUUGUUUCCAUGGAAUGGUUUGUGCCGGUCUAUGCUUUUGAUGACCAGCAGGUAAAACUUUUAGUGCGUAAGCCAAAUGCAUCCGUUUAA
Messenger RNA from Gongylonema pulchrum, 213 nucleotides. Lineage: Eukaryota; Metazoa; Nematoda; Chromadorea; Rhabditida; Gongylonematidae. The record is from the annotation of a GenBank genome assembly.